Molecule: messenger RNA, 2540 nt
Organism: Porites lobata
Lineage: Eukaryota; Metazoa; Cnidaria; Anthozoa; Scleractinia; Poritidae
Source: the annotation of a GenBank genome assembly
AUGGCGGAACAUACAGUCCGACAAGAAGAGGAAGCUGUCUCUCUUUCUGAACGACCUUUGCAGAGAGCAAAGCAAGGUGGAAAAAGCACUUGUUGGAAAUGUUUUCAGGAUGCCAGUGUUACUAACUUCUUCGCCAAGGGAGCCGGAAUGAUCCAGCAUUUUCGUACUAUGCACCGAAACAUCGAUGUAGACGAAGUGCGAUGCAAGACCCUUUUCCAGCAACUUCACGGCAAGGAAACAGCAGAUGCCAUCGCGCGCUUAAGCAGAUUUCGCUUAGAAACGGUUAGUAGCUCCUUAUUUUGUUUACCUCAACACGAUACGUAAGCAUCUUUUUUCCUUUCGAUUUAAUUGAGUGAUGAAAGAUUUGUUCUCUUCUGCAGUUGUGUACUGUUGGUAGUUACUCAGAGUAUAAUGUGAGCGUGGAGGAACAGGGUGUAUUUGGAGCCAAAAUUGUUGCCAAAACAAGAAGAGAAGCGGCAAAGCUAUACGGUUUGAUUUUACACCACUGUGGGAAACUGAGAGCUCUUGGAGACCGACCAUGUGUUGUUCAAGUGGAAGAAGUUGGCAACUCUACUAGCAGACAAAGCUUUCGCACGUGGUUUGCUGGGGACAAAAUUUACGUCGAGUGUUUUAUUCCAGGCAGGAGGGUAAAUAAAUAUUGCCUUUGGUUGUUCCUUUAUUUAACAUACAAUAUUGUCAGUCUAAGAUGGAUGGUAUUAACAAUUCUGUAUACUCGUGGAGUAUCUUUUUAACAGUUUUUCUCCAUAGUAUAAUUUCUAGUUGUGUGAAUUCGGUGUAUCCCAUAUUCUACUUUUCAUUUUUUAUUAUUCCCUUUCUGGUAAAGACUUAAAGAUUAAGGAAGUUGCGACUUAUAAUCAAUAUUAUUAUUUUUAAUACUGCAGACACUUGCAAUUACCCAAGGUGACACCUCCUUGUUUGCCCAAAACUCUGUAUUCACUGGGGAGUAUACAGUUGGAUCCAAGAGCCCGCUGGAAGUUUUGCAGACUGUUUUUGGCCACACCAACUUCAGGCCAGGGCAGUGGAAUGCUAUUUCAAAAAUUUUAUCUGGCAAAGAUGUGAUUGUUGUCAUACCAACUGGUGGUGGGAAGACAGUGGUAUAUACACUACCUUGCAUUAUGGCGCCUGGAUUGGCCAUUAUAAUUUCACCAAUCUUGAUGCUAAUGUGUGACCAGGUUGCAAGACUUAGAGGGUAUGGGAUAAACACAUGCUACUAUAACACCCUUUUAAGUGAUGAUGAUAGGAAAAAUAUACUCCACAAUUUAAAGCAGCCCGAUUGUCAGUACCAGUUUGUAUUUAUUAGCCCUGAAGCUGUAAUUACAGACUGCUUCCAAAGUUGUCUGGACGUUUUAAGAUGUGAAAAUAGACUGAAAAUGUUUGUUGUGGAUGAAGCCCAUUGUAUAGAUACCUGGGCAAAGGACUUUAGACCUGCCUACCAACAACUGGGUAUUUUGAGAAAGUAUGGAUUGCCAUUUGUUGCCCUUACUGGUACAGCAACAAAACAGACUUUAUCGAUUAUCAGCACAGCACUUCAGAUGGAAAACCCCGAAGAAGUGAGACUGCCAUGUCGUAGAAAUAACCUCUGCUUUUCCGUGAUCGCUAAAAAGGAACUAAAGGCCAAAGAUCAAGUAGCACAGAUAGUAAGCGGUGAUUUUGAUGGUCUGUGUGGAAUUGUUUACUGUGCUCGCCAAGCAGACACUGUUGAAAUGGCCUUUGAGUUGAAGGAAAAGGGCAUUUCUGCAACAUACUACCAUGCAGGAAUGGAAGGUGGUGAACGUAUUCGAAAUGCUAACAUGUGGCUUGAAGACAAAAUCAAAGUAAUGUGUUGCACUAAUGCCUUUGGGAUGGGGAUUGACAAGAAGGGUGUCAGGUUUGUCAUACACCUUACUCUUCCAUCAUCACUAGAGGAUUACGUCCAGGAAUCAGGAAGAGGAGGACGCGAUGGUGACAAUUGUUCCUGUAUUCUGCUUUUUCGCUUUGCUGAUAGGUCAUUUCAUCUGCGAAAUGUAGCUGCCAUGUCUUUUAGUGAGGACAGUGUAACGCUCCUAAAUUCCCUUACAGACUUCUGAAUGCAAACCUCACUCUGUAGACAACAAUUCAUCGCAAGAUAUUUUGAUGAGAAUCUAGGUGAAGCAUGUGACUGCUGUGAUAUCUGUCAAGAAGACAGUUUCCAGGAACAAAAGGACUUGACGCUUCAUGCGAGAAACGUCAUUGACUGUUUACGCCAAAUCAGUGCACUUGAAGGAAAACCAAAAUUGACUGACUUGGCAAUGACUUAUAUGGGGUCAAAGGCCAAAACGAUCAUUACACAAAGAUUUAACACAGUCGCACAGUAUGGAAAGGGGAAAGACCAAUUUCUAAAUGUGAACAAUGCGACUAAAUUUAUCCAGUUUCUGAUUUUUAAAGGAUUCAUAAAAGAAAACAUUCGAAGUCUUGAAGAGAGGAUGACAAUUAAUUACCUAACUUGUGGAAAUGUUGUAGACUUGGUUGAUGGUAGAUGCCAAGUGUUCUUCAACUUGUAA